Messenger RNA from Meyerozyma guilliermondii ATCC 6260, 1113 nucleotides. RefSeq names its product saccharopine dehydrogenase (NAD+, L-lysine-forming) (gene LYS1). Lineage: Eukaryota; Fungi; Ascomycota; Pichiomycetes; Serinales; Debaryomycetaceae. The transcript has a single exon. Gene Ontology annotation, molecular function: saccharopine dehydrogenase (NAD+, L-lysine-forming) activity. Gene Ontology annotation, cellular component: cytoplasm. The coding region runs from base 1 to 1113 and encodes 370 amino acids. The record is from RefSeq and is a predicted model, not a curated record.
AUGUCAGCACCUGUUUCUUUACAUCUCAGAGCCGAGACCAAGCCCUUAGAGGCCAGAGCCGGAUUGUCACCAUCCGUAACCAAGGAAUUAUUGGAUGCUGGUUUCAAGGUUUAUGUUGAAAAGAGUUCACAAUCCACUUUCGACGCCGACGAAUAUGCUAAAGUUGGCGCUGAAAUUGUACCUGAGGGUUCGUGGAAGGAAGCUCCCAAGGACCGUAUAAUCUAUGGAUUAAAGGCGUUGCCAGAAGAUGAAACUUUUCCUCUUGUUCAUGAACACAUCCAAUUUGCUCAUUGCUACAAGGACCAAGCUGGAUGGAAGGAUGUCUUGUCGAGAUUUCCUGCCGGAAACGGAACGUUAUACGACUUGGAGUUCUUAGUGAACGACGAGGGCCGUAGAGUCGCCGCGUUUGGUUUCUAUGCUGGUUUUGCUGGAGCUGCAAUUGGUUUGAAGGACUGGGCUUUCAAGCAGACUCACGCCGAUAAUGAGGAGUUGCGUGGUGUCACUCCAUAUGCCACUGAGGAAGAGUUAAUUAAGGACGUUAAGGAGGAUCUCGAUGCUGCUUUGGCCAAAAAUGGGGGCAAGUACCCACAAUGUUUGGUCAUUGGUGCCUUGGGUAGAUGCGGCUCUGGAGCCGUGUCUUUGUUCAAGAAGGCUGGUAUUCCCGAUGAAAAGAUUCUCCAAUGGGAUAUGAAGGAAACUGCCCGCGGUGGACCUUUUGAGGAAAUCACUGACUCGGACAUUUUCAUCAACUGUAUCUACUUGUCCCAACCCAUUCCUCCAUUUGUCAGUUCCGAGACCUUGAAUUCCGAAAAGAGAAAGUUGAGAACUAUAGUCGAUGUGUCCGCCGACACCACCAACCCAAACAACCCUAUUCCAGUGUACACUGUAAUCACUGAUUUCGACAAACCAACGGCCCUUGUCGAAACCACUGCUGGUCCAAAGUUGUCUGUGUGCUCCAUUGACCACUUGCCUUCGUUGGUUCCUAGAGAAGCCUCUGAAACCUUUGCUAAGGACUUGUUGCCUACAUUGCUCCAGCUUCCUGAUAGAAAUACUGCUCCGGUGUACCAGAGAGCCAAGCAACUUUUCGAAAAGCAUGUCGCCAGAUUGAAUUAA